AUGGAUGCAGAGAGGAAGAUACAGCUCAAGAGCGUAUUUGGAUAUUCCUGGGGCACAAGUUUUUUAAUUAAUAUAAUUGUUAAUUUAAUUGGAGCAGGCAUUUUUGUGGCCCCCAAAGGGGUAUUGAAGUACUCGUGCAUGAACGUGGGGCUCUCCCUGUGCAUCUGGGCUGGUUGUGCCGUAUUGUCCAUUAUGACCUCUCUGUGCUCCGCAGAGAUAGGUAUAACUUUCCCAUGCUGUGGAGUUCACUACUAUUGUCUGAAGAAAUGUUUUGGCAACCUGAUCUCUUUCCUGAACCUCUGGAUAACCUUGUUUCUGGGGCCAGGGCUAGCUGCCAGUCAGUCUCUGCUCCCCACUGGGUAUAGCAUCCAGCCUUUUCCUCCCAGCUGCUGUGCUCCAAAGCUGCCAAAGAAAUGUCUGGCCCCGGCCAUAUUGUGGAUUGUGGGAAUCCUGAAUUUUCGUGGUGUGAAAGAGGUGACUUGGCUUCAGAUAUCCAGCACAAUGGCCAUACUCGGCCUUAUUUCCCUAAGCGGAGGAGUGUUGCUGGUGAGAGGGAGGAAGCAGAAUCUGAACUCCUUCGGUGCUGAGUUUCCAGAAGCCUCCCAGUUUACAGAAGCUGUCUUCCAAGGAUAUUUUUCAUAUUCAGGUGGAGGAUACUCUAUGUAUAUAGCAGGGGAGCUGAAGAAACCCAGGAAGACAAUUCUAAAAUGCAUAUUUAUUGCAUUCCCUCUGGUGACUAUUGUUUAUUUACUGGUUAACAUUUCCUACCUGACUGUUCUGACACCCAAGGAAAUUCUCUCUUCAGAUGCUGUGGCUCUCACAUGGACUGAUAGAGUUAUCCCCUCAUUAACAUGGGUUAUUCCUUUUGGUAUUUCUGCCUCAUUAUUUAGCAACCUUCUGAUUAAUGUAUUUGAAUCAUCAAGAGUAAUAUACAUUGCAGGCCAAGAGGGCCAGCUGCCUUUUUUAUUUAACAUGCUUAAUAUUUACUCCUCUCCAUUUAUGUCUGUGCUACUACUUGUCAUUAUGGUGUCCAUCGCGGUUGUCUUGACAAAACUAAUUGAUUUGAUAAACUAUCUUUAUAUUGUAGUUUCUAUUUGGUCUGCUUUAUCAAUGACAGGAAUACUAAAACUGAGAUACCAAAAGCCCAAUCUACCUCGACCUUAUAAGGUGUUUUUGCCAUUUCUACUGGUAGCAAUAGCUAUCAGCCUGUGCUUGGUUUUGAUACCUUUGGUGAAGUCUCCACAUAUGUAUUAUAUCUAUGUGUGUCUCUUUAUUCUCAGUGGACUUCUGUUUUAUAUACCUUUAAUAUCUAAAUUGAGGUUGCUUUGGUUUGAGAAGAUGACGUGUUAUUUAUAAUUGCUGUUUAAUAUUUGCAUCCCUGAAGUGUCUGAUGAACAGAUGUCAGAAGUAGAAGUAGGAACUGUGAAAUAAAAUAGCCUUCUAAAAACACACCAAGUUCCAAAUAAAGAUUAAGCACAUAAUGGAACAUUCAUGAUAAAGUACCUAUGGUAACUUUCUUUCUCAAAUGAGAUGAUAUAUACAGAAGUACACAGGACAGUACCUAUCUUUAAAACUCACACAGAAAUUGUAAUGUGUAAUGAAAGCUCUGUUGUUUUGCAGAAAGCUUAAGUCUUGGUUUGCAUUGAUAUAUUGCUGAUGUCUCUCCCACUCUUCCAUUUUUUCUACACCCCACCCCUUCUUUACUGAAGUUGUGGUUGUCUUGUAAUAAAAAUUAACAAUUAAAAAUAAAAAAGCAUGGGAGUUCCCUGGUUGUCUAGUGGUUAGAAUUCAAUGUUUUCACUGCUGUGGCCCGGGUUCAAUCCCUAGUCAGGGAACUGAGAUCCCAC
Molecule: messenger RNA, 1847 nt
Organism: Orcinus orca (killer whale)
Lineage: Eukaryota; Metazoa; Chordata; Mammalia; Artiodactyla; Delphinidae
Gene: SLC7A13
Product: solute carrier family 7 member 13
Biological process (GO): amino acid transmembrane transport
Cellular component (GO): membrane
Molecular function (GO): L-amino acid transmembrane transporter activity
Source: RefSeq, a predicted model, not a curated record